Molecule: messenger RNA, 5450 nt
Organism: Pistacia vera
Lineage: Eukaryota; Viridiplantae; Streptophyta; Magnoliopsida; Sapindales; Anacardiaceae
Product: ferredoxin-dependent glutamate synthase, chloroplastic
Exons: 33
Coding region: 198-5063 (1621 amino acids)
Biological process (GO): ammonia assimilation cycle
Molecular function (GO): glutamate synthase (NADH) activity
Source: RefSeq, a predicted model, not a curated record
GGGAGAAAAACAAAUAAGAAAAGAGAAGAGGCGCGGGUGGUUGAGGUUUUGUGUUGGUGUCACCGGUCCUUUCCGCCCUUCCCAUUUUAUCUUCUUCCAAAUCCACAUUUUCUUUCAUCCUCACAUCUUCUCUAACUUCUCAUCCCUCUCUUCUCUUCUCUUUUCUCUUCUUCUUCUUCUUUUUUUUUGUAGGCCUCAUGGCUGCUUUACAAUCAUCAGUGUCUCCCAUUCCUCAUCUCACCGUCAACAUUAAACUAAAGCCAACCUCACUCCUUUCUACCAAUAGGAACCCUUUCUUUGUUGAUUUCGUUGGAUUGUAUUGUAAAUCCAAGAGAGUCAGACGGAGAAUCGGUGUUUCCUCUAAUCAAACUAUCCUUUCUCCGACCAACUCCUCUGUUGUUAAAGCUGUGCUUGAUCUUCAACGUCAACGUGUCCACCAGUCAUCUCAUCCUCAACAAAAACAACAGCAGGCUGCUAACUUGGAGGAUAUAAUUUCUGAAAGAGGAGCAUGUGGAGUUGGAUUCAUUGCCAAUUUGGAAAAUAAAGCAUCACAUGAAAUUGUUAAGGAUGCUCUUUCAGCUCUUGGCUGCAUGGAACAUCGUGGGGGCUGUGGAGCAGAUAAUGAUUCUGGUGACGGUUCAGGACUGAUGACUUCAAUUCCAUGGGAUCUGUUUAAUAAUUGGGCUGAAGAGGAAGGGAUUGCUUCCUUUGAUAGGUUGCACACUGGUGUUGGAAUGGUUUUUCUCCCGAAAGAUGAUGACCUUUUGAAAAAAGCCAAAGAAGUUAUUAUAAAUACUUUUAGACAAGAGGGUCUUGAGGUGCUUGGAUGGAGAUCUGUUCCUGUAAAUAUGUCUGUGGUUGGUUACUAUGCAAAAGAAACCUUGCCAAACAUAGAGCAGGUAUUUGUUAAAGUCAUUAAAGAAGAGAAUGUUGAAGAUAUUGAGCGGGAACUGUACAUCUGCCGUAAAUUGAUAGAAAGAGCAGCAGCAUUGGAGAGUUGGGGAAAUGAGCUCUAUUUUUGUUCUCUGUCAAAUCAAACAAUUGUUUACAAGGGCAUGCUUCGUUCAGAAGUUCUUGGGUUAUUUUAUACUGACCUUCGGAGUGACGUUUAUAAAACCUCUUUUGCUAUUUAUCACCGAAGGUAUAGCACAAAUACUAGCCCCAGAUGGCCACUUGCUCAACCUAUGCGGUUACUUGGUCAUAAUGGAGAGAUAAAUACCAUACAGGGGAACUUGAACUGGAUGCAAUCUCGGGAGGCCUCAUUGAAGUCUCCUGUUUGGCAUGGUCGUGAAAAUGAAAUUCGUCCUUUUGGAAACCCUAAGGCUUCAGACUCUGCGAAUCUUGAUAGUGCAGCAGAAUUGUUACUAAGAAGUGGCCGAUCUCCUGAGGAGGCUCUAAUGAUUCUUGUCCCAGAGGCAUACAAAAACCACCCAACUUUGAUGAUUAAAUAUCCUGAGGUAGUUGAUUUUUAUGACUAUUACAAGGGUCAGAUGGAAACUUGGGAUGGGCCUGCCUUACUUUUAUUCAGUGAUGGAAAAACUGUUGGUGCUUGUCUCGACAGAAAUGGACUUCGCCCUGCUAGAUAUUGGCGGACGAUUGACAAUGUUGUGUAUGUUGCAUCUGAGGUUGGUGUUGUACCAGUGGAUGAUGCAAAAAUUACCAUGAAAGGCCGUCUAGGUCCUGGAAUGAUGAUAGCUGUUGAUUUACAGAGUGGUCAGGUUUAUGAGAAUACAGAGGUUAAAAAGCGAGUAGCUGCAUUAAAUCCCUAUGGAAAGUGGCUCAGUGAAAACAUGCGAUCCUUGAAGCCUGUAAACUUCCUUUCAAUGACAGUUAUGGACAAUGAAUCAAUCUUAAGACAUCAACAGGCAUUUGGCUAUUCUAGUGAGGAUGUUCAAAUGGUUAUUGAGACUAUGGCUUCACAAGGGAAGGAACCUACGUUUUGCAUGGGAGAUGAUAUUCCAUUGGCAGUUUUGUCUCAGAGGCCACACAUGCUUUACGAUUACUUUAAGCAACGAUUUGCACAGGUUACAAAUCCAGCCAUUGAUCCUCUUAGAGAAGGAUUAGUUAUGUCUCUUGAAGUUAAUAUUGGGAAACGAAGAAACAUAUUGGAGGUUGGACCUGAAAAUGCUUGCCAGGUUAGUUUGUCUAGUCCCGUGCUGAAUGAAGGAGAGCUUGAGUCAUUGUUGAAGGAUCCUUUCUUGAAACCACAAGUCUUACCUACAUUUUUUGAUAUACGCAAAGGAGUUGAAAGUUCCCUGGUCAGGACACUUCACAGACUUUGUGAAGCUGCUGAUGAAGCUGUUCGAAAUGGUUCCCAACUGCUUGUUCUAUCUGACCGUUCUGAUGAGUUGGAACCAACUCAACCUGCAAUCCCUAUACUUCUUGCUGUAGGAGCUGUCCACCAGCAUCUUAUUCAAAAUGGCCUGCGAAUGUCAGCUUCAAUUGUGGCAGACACUGCUCAGUGCUUCAGCACACAUCAGUUUGCCUGUUUGAUCGGAUAUGGGGCAAGUGCUGUAUGUCCAUACUUGGCACUGGAGACUUGCCGACAAUGGCGUUUGAGUACUAAAACCUUGAAUUUGAUGCGGAAUGGAAAGAUGCCUACUGUGACUAUUGAACAGGCUCAAACAAACUUUUGCAAGGCUGUUAAAUCUGGUCUUCUCAAAAUUCUUUCCAAGAUGGGCAUUUCACUGCUUUCCAGUUACUGCGGUGCUCAGAUAUUUGAGGUUUAUGGAUUGGGGAAGGAGGUUGUCGAUCUUGCAUUUACUGGGAGUGUAUCAAAUAUUGGCGGAUUAACUUUCGAUGAGCUGGCAAGGGAAUCGUUGUCUUUCUGGGUGAAGGCUUUUUCGGAGGAUACAGCGAAAAGAUUAGAAAAUUAUGGGUUUAUACAGUUUAGACCUGGAGGUGAGUAUCAUGGAAACAACCCAGAGAUGUCAAAGUUGCUCCACAAAGCUGUUCGCCAAAAGAGUGAAAGUUCUUUCUCAAUUUAUCAGCAGCAUCUGGCUAACCGGCCAGUGAAUGUUCUUCGUGACCUUCUUGAGUUUAAAAGUGAUCGUACUCCAAUUCCCGUUGGGAAAGUUGAACCUGCUUCAGCUAUCGUCGAAAGGUUUUGCACUGGUGGAAUGUCACUUGGUGCAAUUUCUAGAGAAACUCAUGAAGCAAUUGCCAUUGCCAUGAAUAGAUUAGGAGGAAAAUCUAAUUCAGGAGAAGGUGGUGAGGACCCUAUACGCUGGAACCCACUCUCAGAUGUUGUUGAUGGGUAUUCUCCAACAUUGCCACAUCUCAAAGGCCUUCAAAAUGGGGAUACUGCUACAAGUGCUAUUAAGCAGGUUGCUUCUGGUCGAUUUGGUGUAACCCCAACAUUUUUGGUCAAUGCUGAUCAGUUAGAAAUUAAAAUUGCACAAGGUGCAAAGCCCGGUGAAGGUGGUCAAUUGCCUGGGAAGAAAGUGAGUGCAUACAUUGCAAGGUUGAGAAAUUCUAAACCUGGUGUUCCCCUUAUAUCUCCUCCACCGCAUCAUGACAUUUAUUCCAUAGAGGAUCUUGCCCAAUUGAUCUUUGACCUUCAUCAGGUCAAUCCUAAAGCUAAGGUCUCUGUAAAGCUUGUGGCUGAAGCAGGUAUUGGAACAGUUGCUUCUGGGGUUUCAAAGGGUAAUGCUGAUAUUAUACAGAUAUCAGGACAUGAUGGUGGAACUGGAGCCAGCCCUAUAAGUUCGAUAAAACAUGCUGGUGGUCCUUGGGAACUUGGACUUACAGAAACACACCAGACUCUCAUUGAAAAUGGACUCAGAGAACGGGUCAUUCUCAGAGUUGAUGGUGGCUUCAAAAGUGGAGUUGAUGUCUUAAUGGCUGCAGCAAUGGGUGCUGAUGAAUAUGGGUUUGGUUCUGUGGCAAUGAUUGCUACUGGAUGCGUUAUGGCUCGCAUUUGCCACACUAACAAUUGCCCUGUUGGUGUUGCCAGUCAAAGAGAAGAACUGCGAGCACGAUUUCCUGGUGUGCCUGGUGAUCUUGUGAAUUUUUUUCUAUAUGUAGCUGAGGAGGUUAGAGGCAUGUUAGCACAAAUGGGUUACGAGAAGUUAGACGAUAUAAUUGGAAGAACUGAUUUAUUGAGACCACGAGAUAUCUCGCUAGUGAAAACUCAGCAUCUUGAUCUCAAUUUUAUUCUCUCUAAUGCUGGUUUGCCAAAGUGGAGCAGUACAGAAAUCAGGAAUCAGGAUGUUCAUUCAAAUGGCCCUGUUUUGGAUGAUGUUUUGCUUGCAGAUCCAGAGAUAUUCGAUGCGAUAGAGAAUGAGAAAGUGGUCAAGAAAACAAUUAAGAUAUACAAUGUUGAUCGUGCUGUUUGUGGGCGUAUAGCAGGAGUGGUUGCAAAGAAAUAUGGUGAUACUGGUUUUGCAGGGCAACUAAAUAUAACUUUUACUGGGAGUGCUGGGCAGUCAUUUGCUUGCUUUUUAACACCUGGGAUGAACAUUCAGCUUAUUGGAGAGGCUAAUGAUUAUGUGGGAAAGGGUAUGGCUGGAGGUGAGUUGGUGGUGGCUCCUGUUCAGAGCACUGGGUUUUGCCCAGAGGAUGCAACCAUAGUAGGGAAUACUUGUCUGUAUGGAGCAACAGGUGGUCAAAUCUUUGUUAGAGGGAAAGCUGGAGAGCGGUUUGCUGUCAGAAACUCACUUGCUGAAGCCGUUGUUGAAGGCACUGGUGAUCAUUGUUGUGAAUACAUGACUGGUGGAUGUGUGGUUGUACUUGGAAAAGUGGGUAGAAACGUUGCUGCUGGUAUGACUGGAGGUUUGGCAUACAUUCUUGAUGAGGACGACACUCUCAUUCCCAAGGUCAACAAGGAGAUAGUGAAGAUCCAAAGAGUGACUGCCCCAGUUGGACAGAUGCAGUUAAAGAGCCUUAUUGAAGCCCACGUUGAAAAAACUGGCAGCAGUAAAGGUCAGACAAUUCUAAAGGAGUGGGAGACAUACCUCCCACUCUUCUGGCAGUUGGUUCCACCUAGCGAAGAAGACACCCCAGAGGCUUGUGCUGAGUAUGUGAGAACAGCUACUGGGGAGGUAACGUUGCAGUCUGCGUAGGGCAACUCAAGAGUAACAAGGAAAGUCGAAAGUCAAACCCACCUUUGUACAGGUCAAACAUAGAGAGUUGGGUUUUAAUAAGCUACAUUAAAGAGGAGGAUUUCAAACUUGUAUCAUACAAGGCAAGUAAUGUUUGUUGCUUAGUUGCCUUGUUUUGGAGAACCCUCAAUUGUCAAUCAAUAAGCAUUCAUCUUAGUAAGUGCUACAGUGUAUUUGUACAGUGAAUUGUCACCGGAACUGUAAAUUAAAGUUUAGGUUUUUGCCAUCCUGUCAGGGCUUAUAUGUUUACUAACAGUUAUACACCGUCAUGGCUAGCUAUUGCUGGUCAUUUUCGUUUUAUCUGUUUAAUUGAUUCUGAUAAAAUGAAUUUCCACUUGUUCAUAGUCA